Molecule: messenger RNA, 1894 nt
Organism: Trachemys scripta elegans
Lineage: Eukaryota; Metazoa; Chordata; Testudines; Emydidae
Gene: SLC41A3
Product: solute carrier family 41 member 3
Biological process (GO): monoatomic cation transport
Cellular component (GO): plasma membrane
Molecular function (GO): monoatomic cation transmembrane transporter activity
Source: RefSeq, a predicted model, not a curated record
CUUUCCCCAUGGACUAGUAAGAUUAUAGAGCUACCUUAAAUAAGCUCCUGCUGUGACUUUUAUCUUGGUCUUUUAAAGGUAGCUGAAAGUUGACGUGAUGACAGCAGAUAAGGGUAUUCGUCUUCGAAGCUCAUUGGUUGGUUCUGUGGAAUUUUUUUAAGUCAAUCAUUCAGAGAUACAGCUGACAUAAGCUGAUUAUUCCUUCCUGAGCUCGUACACCACAGACGAGACUGGAGAGGGGGGAGCAAAAAGGGGGUCAGGCGAGGCAAACGUUCUCUCACAGCCAGUAUAGCUUUGCUGCCUUUCCCGAUGGGAGCUGGGUAAUAGCUGGGGUUGUAACAGGCGUGGACUCCUGCUCUCGGCGACCUUGAGGGAAACCAAAUGAAAACCUGGAUAUUAAUUGCCCCACCCUUUGGCCUUGGAACGGUGAGAAAAGUUCAAUGCCCCACAUGGUGGGGCUACUUCAGCUCCAGCUUAUAUAUUAAACCAUUGUAUCAAAGGCAAGCCAUGUUCUGCGAAGAAAUGUAACCUGAGGAGAAAGGACACCUGUGCCUCUGAGAACACUGAGGGAUUCCUGCAUGGCCUGUCACUCUUUGCUCAGGGACUCUUAUGCCAUAGCCUGAGGAGCAGGUCUUUCUGGUUUUCGCUGAGCUGGGGGAAGCUGGAGCAGGGGUGGGAUCAUCAGUAUUUAUCCACAAACAUCUCAGCAAUCUUCCUUUCUUCUCUUUUUUAAAUUCUUCUGGAUGUAACAUGGAGAAAGAGCUUCCAUGAGGCUCCUUGCAGUCUGAGCUCAACCAAGUCAAGCUGAUUUGGGAAGAUAAGUUUGCUGUGGCUCUCUGGAAGGGAGGAGGAGAAGAGGAAACUAAAGGACUGUGGCUUCGUUGCUAGGUUGGGGAGCAGUGUCUUCAAACUGUGGAGCAAGUAGCUGGGCAUGCGAUGUGUGUGAGCUCCUGGCUUUUUUUCGUGCUCUGCCUGUUGAAUAUGGGUUAACGGCCUUUGACCAUGGUGGUCACCCAGCUACAACUGGAGCUGUGCUUCCAUGGGAAGAAACUGAGAGGUUUCACCUGCAAGCUGACCAGGUCGGCUAAUGGAUUUCUCCCAGAGACGUCCUUCUCCAUUGCCUCCCAGAUCUUCGUGCCAUUCCUCUUGGCUGGUUUGGGCAUGGUGGCUGCUGGCCUGUUGAUGGAUCUUGUUCAACACUGGGAUGUGUUUCGGACAAUUACAGAAGUUUUUAUCCUGGUUCCUGCCCUGGUUGGCUUGAAGGGUAACCUUGAAAUGACCCUGGCAUCCAGACUCUCUACGGCUGCUAACACUGGACAGAUGGAUGAUACCCAGGAACAGUGGAAAAUGGCCACCUGCAAUUUAGCCCUGAUUCAGGUACAGGCCACUGUAGUGGGGCUGCUGGCUGCCAUAGCUGCUGUCAUCCUGGGAGCGAUCUCAAAGGGGCACGUGGAGCUGAAUCAGGCCGCAGUGCUCUGUGCGAGCAGCGUGACAACAGCAUUCAUAGCUGCACUGUCCCUAGGUCUGGUGAUGAUCGGCGUAAUCAUUGGUGCGAGGAAGGUGGGGAUAAAUCCAGACAACAUCGCCACUCCCAUAGCAGCGAGCCUUGGAGAUUUGAUAACCCUUUCUCUGCUAGCAGGAAUCAGCAGCACCCUCUUUAAAUACAUAGAUGUGAAAUACCUUUCGCCUCUGAUCUGCGCUGUGUUUGUUAUCAUGAUUCCUCUUUGGGUUGCUAUUGCCAAGCAAAGUCCGUCUAUUGCUGAAGUCCUGAAGUCUGGAUGGCAGCCGGUGAUUGUUGCAAUGAGCAUCAGCAGCAUUGGUGGGCUGAUCUUGGAUAAAACUGUAACUGACCCGAACUUUGAAGGCAUGGCGGUUUUUACACCCGUGAUUAAUG